AUGAGUGUGAAAGAAGAUAGUGGAGAUUUGGAAUUCGAACAGAGAGAACUGGAGUCCAUCAGAGUAAAGAUCAACGACAAAUGGCUGUUACUGAGUAAAGAGUUCGUGGCUGCUCAUCCUGGAGGAUCGGUCAUCAACCAAUAUAAGUGAGUGUUGCUAAAUCCCCUUUUUUUACCACGCCCUUCUCUACAAUAGGUAUUCUUCCCCCCCCAUUCAUCAAAAGGGAUGAAAAGUACCUCUUUCAUUAUGUAAAAGCCAGACACUUUUUUAAAUUUAUGUUACACUUAACACGUUUUCAAAAACACAUUUUAAAGUUAGAGAUUGAGUUGUAAGUAGCUCUUAUCAGUAAUUGUAAAAGCCAAUUUCGAAUUCUGAUAAAAAUCCCUUUCAUAUAACAGACGAUACCAAGGGAACAUAUAUGAUAAAUGAGCGGGAAUUGAUAAAGUAUUACAAUUUCAUCAAAACUAAUUACAAAUGGCGAUCAAAGUGCGCCGUUGCAAGAACAAUGUUGUAAUAGCCUUUCGAAUAUAGUGUAGCCGGCGGAAAUGCACCCACAUUACAUUGAUCAUGUAGUAGCUAGAUUUUAAUUCUGCUGACAUUUAAAAACAUAUUCCACAUUAUAAUUUUAACAAAUGGUCAAAAAGUUUGUAGAACAUGCUUUUAUCGAUAAAAUUAAACUUCCAAACGUGGUUCUACCUAGUUUUGAACAAAAUCAAACACAAACUAUGACAAAAGUUAUUUGAUUUCAGAGAUGCCGAUGCCACUCAAAUCUUUCACGCUUUCCAUGAAGGCUCGUCCCAAGCCUACAAACAGCUGAAUGUUGUGGAGAAGACCAAUCAAAUUCAGUAUCCAGGAGAAGAUCCAACUCUCAAGGGCUCGAUUCAGCCAUCAGAAAUCAACGUUGGAGCCUACGAAUACACAAUUGAGGAGGUGAGAUUAGAAUUCGUAUUUUAAAUCAAAUAGACCUAGGUAAGGCUGGCCAGUCUUUGGCUUUGUGGCCCGGCUCAUUUAGAGUUUGGCAAUGGACGACAUAGUCUUCUAGCCAGCCUUAACAAGAACCAGGCGUUCUCAGCAUCCUUUUUGACUAAUAUAGAGAAAUCUUGACAUUUUUAUGAUAAUAUAAGCUUAAACGUUUAUUUAUAGAACAAUAUAUGUAAGUUAAUAUGCAACGUUUCAGGAGAAAACGAUUGUCAGAAACUUUGAAAAACUACGGAGACAGAUCGACGCUGAAGGCCUAAUGGACGAACGUCCAAUGUACUACUACAGAAAAGUGGCCGAAGCUGCAUUCUUUAUCUCAAUGUCAUUUUAUUUGCAAUAUGUAGGAUGGUAAGUCAACAUUUUAUGGAUUUUUGUUCUAAUUUCAAUAUUUUAGCAUUUUUUAAAAUAAAAUAUUAUGAUUUUUGAAAUUUGUAAAACAUUUAAUACUUUUUAAAUUUCAUUUGUUAGCUAACCGCAUCCUGUUAACAAGGAAAGUACCCUACCUGCCCCGCUCAGAAUCAGCUCAAAAUUUUCAUAUGAAUUCUUUGUACUACCAAUAGUACCCAUUAAAAAUUUUAGCUCGCGCUUUUGAGUUUUAUAUUUAAAUUAUUUGAGUUUCCCGCCAAUUUGGCAAAUUUGGCAUUGUGUUUCAAGCGCUUUUUUCGGCUUUCCAGACAAGAUACGCUUACAAAUUUAAAAAAGUAGGUUCAUUUAAAGGUUUUCUACUAGUAUAUCAAAGAAAAAUUAUUAAAAGUCAAAAAAUGACAAAGUUACAAACUUAAAACACAAUGCCAAGUUCGCGGGAAAUUCAAAAUGUCAUUUUUUAAUCUCGAUUUUCUCGAGAUUUUCUGGAAAGCGCGAUUUAGUACUUUUCUGAAGAUCUUAUAUUUACAUGAUCUUUCUUUAUAAAAAGUUUGAAGUCAAUCAGAGCGGGGCAGGUCGGGCACUUUCCUUGUAAGUUUACUUGAAAUACCACUAUCAUCUUCUCUUAGGUACUUAUGUUCCGCUCUGUUCAUGGCCAUCGUAUGGCAACAACUCGGCUGGUUGACCCACGAGUUUUGUCAUCACCAACCCUUCAAGAACCGUCGACUGAACGAUGCCGGAGCCAUCUUCUUGGGUAACUUUGUCCAAGGCUUCUCUCGAGACUGGUGGAAGGACAAACACAACACUCACCAUGCUGCUACCAACAUUAUCGACCAAGACGGCGACAUCGACUUGGCCCCAUUGGUCGCUAUGGUACCAGACGACUUGAAGAAGUACAAGCAGCCAGUCGAACAGUUCUUCUUGAAGUUCAUCCCCUACCAACACCUCUACUUCACCUUCAUGUUGCCAUUGUUGAGGGUAUCGUGGACUUCCCAGAGUCUGAUCCAUGUAUUCGCUGCUCCAGGCUCUCAGUACAAGAAGGACCAGCAGAAUGCCACUAUUGAGCAAUUGAGUUUGAUGGGACAUUGGGCGUGGGUAUUCCUCCAGUUGUACUUGCUACCUUCAAAUGGCAUUAGAUUGAUGUACUUUUUAGUCAGUCAGAUCUUGUCCGGUCUUAUGAUAGCUGUCGUCGUUACCUACAACCACAACUCGGUCGAAAAGUUCCCGGAACACUCUCGGCUGUUGAACAACUUUGCCUGUCUCCAUAUUCUAACGACCAGAAACAUGCACCCCUCCCCGUUGAUCGACUGGUUCUGGGGUGGACUGAACUACCAGAUCGAGCACCACCUCUUCCCAACCAUGCCUCGACCCAACCUGACCAGAUGUUCUCAACUGGUCAAACAGUUCUGCAAGGAAAACAAACUACCGUAUUUGGUGGAUGACUACCUGACCGGCUACAUGGCUUCGCUACGGUUGUUGGAGAACGUGUCUGUGAUGGCGAACAAAGAGCACAGUUCUUAA
Bursaphelenchus okinawaensis is the source of this 2862-nucleotide messenger RNA. Lineage: Eukaryota; Metazoa; Nematoda; Chromadorea; Rhabditida; Aphelenchoididae. The record is from the annotation of a GenBank genome assembly.